AUGGAUGAGUCAUAUACAUUGAAUAUAUCUCAGAAUACUUUGUAUAUUCAAUCACAUGAGAUAUGGGGAACACUGCACGCUUUUGAGACUAUCCUUCAAUCAUUGUAUAAAGCUACACAUAAUCAAAAUGUGAUGUUUAUUUGUCAUAUUGAAGAUUCACCACGAUUCCCACAUCGAGGAAUGAUGAUUGAUACAGCUAGGCAUUAUUUGACAAUUGAGACAAUACAAAAUGUGAUUGAUGCUUUGUCGAUGGUGAAAAUGAAUGUGCUACAUUGGCAUAUGACAGAUGAUGAAGCUUUUCCGUAUGAUUCCUCAGUGUAUCCUGAAUUGUCUUCAGCGGGAGCAUAUCAUCCACACUUGUAUGUGUAUGAAAAAGAUGAAAUCGAGUCGAUAAUAGAAUAUGCUCGAAUACGAGGAGUUCGAAUUCUGAUUGAAUUUGAUAGUCCAGGUCAUACUCUCUCCUUGGGUGCAAGUCACCCUGAACUACUAUCGGGUACAUCACAUGAUGGACCAAUAAGACCAGUCGGUGAGGAUGUAUGGACGUUUCUAUCAAGUUUAUUCCAAGAAAUUCUGAGUGUAUUCCCCGAUAGCUUUUUACACUUAGGCGGCAAUAAGUAUGAUAGUCAUUCAUGGGAAGAAGACGUGGAGAUCCAAAACUUCAUGGAAGAGAAUGGAUUUGACCAAGAUUAUAAUAAACUAGAAAAUCGUUAUUUUGAACAGCUCACAGAAAUCAUUCAGAAUAUGACUGCAAAUUCAGGUGGUAUUACACCUGUUGUCUGGCAGGAGGUAUUUGAAAAUGGUUUUCGUGGCAAUGCUAACACUGUCAUUCAUGUUCAGAAUGAGUCGAAUUGGGAGAAUCUAGUCAAAUCGAUUACAUCAACUGGUUAUAAGGUGAUCAAUUCAGCGUGUUGGCAGGAGAUUGAUAAUGAUUUUGCACGGAAUGGGGAGAAAUUGUACAAUUGUGAUCCAGCUAAAUUUGAAGGUACUGAUGAAGAGGCCGGGUUGGUUAUCGGUGGAGAAGCGAUAAUCUGGGGAACAUAUGUUGAUGAUAUCAAUCUCUUCAUAGAGGCGUGGCCACUAACCGCUGUUGUUGCUGAACGUCUAUGGUCUCAUAAUGCAAAUGACUUUGGUGAAUUUUUGAAAAGAUUGGAGAAACUUCGAUGUCGAAUGAGAGUACUUAACUGGAAGGUGAAGCCGUUUACUGGGCCUGGAUUCUGUUCCGUAUGAAGAAACUGCCAAAGGAGGAAUGUGGCAAAUUCAACCAUUCACAAAUAACAUUGAAACAUUCGAUACUCUAAGUGGACAUGUUGAGAAUACAAACACAAUGCCACUAUUGAAAUUUAUUUUGAAAUAAAAGUGUAUUUUGUUG
Messenger RNA from Trichobilharzia szidati, 1369 nucleotides. The record is from the annotation of a GenBank genome assembly. NCBI's taxonomy places the organism in Eukaryota, Metazoa, Platyhelminthes, Trematoda, Strigeidida, Schistosomatidae.